Messenger RNA from Hordeum vulgare subsp. vulgare (domesticated barley), 1324 nucleotides. Its product is annotated as uroporphyrinogen-III synthase, chloroplastic. Bases 72 to 971 code for a protein of 299 amino acids. The transcript has 9 exons. The record is from RefSeq and is a predicted model, not a curated record. Gene Ontology annotation, cellular component: chloroplast. Lineage: Eukaryota; Viridiplantae; Streptophyta; Magnoliopsida; Poales; Poaceae. Gene Ontology annotation, molecular function: uroporphyrinogen-III synthase activity. Gene Ontology annotation, biological process: uroporphyrinogen III biosynthetic process.
UCCAGACUCCAGAGCGUGUCGGCUCCUCUCCGCAACACAGGUCAGCCGCGGCGUCGGCCUUCGCCUCCCCCAUGGCCUUCCAUUCCUCCGUCGCCCCCAUCCCCUUCGCCCCACCUCACGGGCCCGGAGCCUUCCACCGAGCCGCCCACCCCGCCGGAGCCUCCCGACCCGGCGCGCCCUGGAGGAGUCCCGUCGCCCGCUCGUCCGCCUCGCCCGACGUCGUGGUCACGCGCGAGCGAGGCAAGAACGCCAAGCUCGUCGCCGCUCUGGAAAAGCAUAAUGUGCACUCUCUGGAGCUUCCUCUUAUUCAGCACGUCCAAGGGCCUGACGCAGAUAGGCUUUCAGCUGUCUUGCGGGAUGAAAAGUUUGACUGGAUUACUGUAACAUCUCCUGAGGCAGCUGCAGUGUUCCUUGAGGGAUGGAAGGCUGCUGGAAGUCCUAAGGUGCGAAUAGCAGUUGUUGGAGCAGGUACUGCAAGAACUUUUGAUGAAGUAUUGCAAUCUAAUGAUGGAUCCCUUGAGAUUGCAUUUUCUCCUUCCAAAGCUUUGGGCAAAGUUUUGGCCUCUGAACUUCCAAGGACUAGUGAAACUGCCUGUAAAGUGUUGUAUCCUGCAUCUGCAAAGGCUGGCCAUGAAAUUCAGAAUGGGCUUUCAGCUCGAGGAUUUGAGGUGACAAGACUGAACACCUAUUCAACUGUACCUGUACAAGAUGUAGACCCACAGAUUUUAAAUCUUGCUCUUUCAACACCAGUUGUUGCAGUAGCUUCUCCUUCUGCACUCCGGGCGUGGCUAAAUCUCACGUCACGGGUUGACGACUGGAGCAACUCGGUCGCCUGCAUAGGCGAGACGACGGCGUCAGCGGCCAAGAAACUCGGCCUGGAGAGCGUAUACUAUCCUGCAACCCCUGGACUCGAAGGGUGGGUUGAAAGCAUCCUGGAAGCGCUCAGAGCCCAUAAGCAAUCGUCCAAGUGACUGAGGCGUCGGCGCUCGGCAGCUCUCUUUGAAUUUUCCUUCUCGGUUACCGUGGCAACCUUCUUUCUUUCUCAUCUCGCUAGGCCCCAAAGUGUCGGAGACGAGCACGGCUGGGCUGAUUGACCGGCCGGCCGCUGCAGCCUCCUGUAGCAGGUGCAUAUUUUGAGGAACAUGUGUUUGCGUUUCCUGCUAAUCACACGCACGCACGCGUAACGCUGCGCGUGCUUUGCGCCGUGCGUGAAGAGGGCCGGCACAUCAUCGGCAUCGGCAUGUAAAUGUGGUGAGGCGUGCAGUACGGGCACGGCGUGUACACCAGUGUUCCCUGAUUCAGUGCAACCUUUUUUCCCCUUUUA